Macrosiphum euphorbiae (potato aphid) is the source of this 1335-nucleotide messenger RNA. The record is from the annotation of a GenBank genome assembly. Lineage: Eukaryota; Metazoa; Arthropoda; Insecta; Hemiptera; Aphididae.
AUGGAAGAUUUCGCAACACAAAACAUGCUUGCAUAUAUUAAACCUACGGAAAUUAAAAAUAACAUAAAAGCACUGCAACAUAGGAAGUCACCUGGUGCGGACCUAAUUACUAAUCAAAUGCUCAAAAAACUUCCCAAUAAAGCAAUAACCUUUCUAACAAAUCUGUUCAAUGGCCUACUCAAUAUUGGUUACUUUCCGCUAAGCUGGAAAAAGGCAAUAAUAAUUGUAUUAAAUAAACCGGGUAAAGACAAGUCAAACCCAGAAAACUAUAGACCGAUAUGCUUAUUGACGGCUUUCUCCAAACUUUUCGAAAAAUGUAUACAAAGUCGUCUUUUAGAUUAUCUUAACUCAAUCGAAGCGAUACCAAAGUUCCAAUUUGGGUUCAAAUCACACCAUUCUACAACUCAGCAACAACUACGUCUCACUGAAACAAUUAAUAACGGUUUUGAAAAUAAAAAUCACACAGGUGCAGUUUUUUUGGACAUCGCUAAAGCGUUCGAUCGUGUUUGGCAUGAUGGCCUUUUCUAUAAAUUAAAAUGCGUAAACAUGCCAAGAUAUAUUCUGCACACAUUAAAAUCAUUUCUCAGCGACAGACGCUUUGCUGUCAGAAUAAAUGAAGCGCAAUCAUCUUGCAGACCUAUUCAAACUGGUGUUCUUCAGGGAUCCAAACUAGGACAUGAUUUUUACAUCUCAGAUAUUCCACUAACUAGGGACACAAACAUCGCCCUAUUUGCUGACGAUACCACCAUCUACUGCAAUUCUUCAGAUACUCAGAUAAUUACCACCGCACUCCAAAAACAUCUCAAUAAAAUCUCACCAUGGUGCCAAAAAUGGAAAAUUAUUAUAAACCCUUCAAAAAGCCAAGCGGUAUUUUUUUCUCUACGCAGAACACAAACACCUCAACCAGUUAAAUUCGACAACGAGUCAAUUGACUGGAAACCGUCGGUAAAAUACUUAGGCGUUAUCCUCGAUAAGAAAUUAAACUGGAGGCCUCACAUAUCGGCUAAACUCCAGCAAGCAUACCAACGUCUAGGGGUUCUCUUUCCAAUAAUAAAUAGAAAAUCAACUAUUAGUAAAAAAUGCUCACUUAUUAUAUAUAAGCAAGUACUGAGACCAUUAAUAUUAUACGCAUGUCCUAUAUGGGGCAGUUGUGCUAAUAGUCACCUAAAUAAAAUUCAAAUUUAUCAAAAUAAAAUACUCCGCAUAAUAACUGACGCUCCCUGGUUCGUACGCAACAAAGCCAUACAUAAGGACUUGAAUAUCCCUACUAUUAACGAGCACAUAAACCAUUUAUCAAACAUAUUCUUCCAUUCUCUUAAGUACUCAAAUGGUUAA